Molecule: messenger RNA, 3006 nt
Organism: Diplodia corticola
Lineage: Eukaryota; Fungi; Ascomycota; Dothideomycetes; Botryosphaeriales; Botryosphaeriaceae
Product: scy1 protein kinase
Exons: 4
Coding region: 1-3006 (1001 amino acids)
Biological process (GO): protein phosphorylation
Molecular function (GO): ATP binding; protein kinase activity
Source: RefSeq, a predicted model, not a curated record
AUGGCUGCGCAGUUCUUCUCGUCCGCCGUGAAGUCCUUCACCUCGAACAUCGGCUCCAAUUACUCCAUCAGCUCCACACCCUCUUCAACCGCCGGGCCAUGGAAAAUCUACGACGCGAAGAAGAAAUCGACAGGCAAGCCUGCCUCGGUCUUCAUCUUCGAGAAGAAGUCGUUGGAGCCGCAGGGAGGGGGCUUUGGGCCGCGAUCGACAAGCGGGACAGUGAAGAGAGCACACGAGGAGGUGGUAGAGCGCUUGAAGAAAGAGGCCAGUUCGCUCGCUAGAUUACGACACCCCAGCAUCCUGGAGCUGGCAGAGCCGGUGGAAGAGACGCGCAGUGGAGGUCUGAUGUUUGCGACCGAACCUGUGUCCGCAUCACUGGCGGGGCUGUUACAAGAGAAAGAUGAGCAGGAACGCGGUGGUGGCCCUGGUGGUCGCAGCAGUCGUUACGUGGUCGAAGAAGACGGUACUAGACGGCGGCGGGAGCUGGAGAUUGACGAGUUGGAAAUCCAGAAGGGGCUGCUGCAGGUCGCCAAAGGCCUCGAUUUCCUGCAUGAGAGCGCUGGCCUCGUACAUGGGAAUCUCACGCCCGAGGCCAUCUUCGUCAAUGCCAAAUCUGAUUGGAAAAUAUCCGGCCUGGGCUUCUGCAGCCCUCCCGACAAUUCUACCAAGCCCACCUCUGUUACCCCCAUCUCCCUGUCUGAGGUCAUCAACCACGACCCUCGGCUGCCGCACUCUGUGCAGUUGAAUAUCGACUACACUUCUCCAGACUUCAUAAUGGACACGAACCUCAACACAUCGUCAGACAUGUUCUCGCUGGGUCUCCUCGUUAUCGCCCUCUUCAACUCUCCUCAUCGCAGCCCUUUGGAGACGAACCAAAGUCCAUCUACCUACAAACGGCUAUUUGCAUCAUCUUCGUCAAUACCAACGCAGAACAACGGUUUCUUAUGCAAGGGGAAGCUACCCCGGGACAUCACCCAAGGCCUCCUACCCCGGCUCAUUACUAGACGACCAGCGCAAAGGAUCAACGCUCGCGAAUUUCAGGAGGCUCAAUACUUUGACAAUAUCCUUGUCUCAACCAUUCGCUUCCUUGAUAGCUUGCCAGCCAAGACUCCGGCUGAAAAGUCCCAAUUCAUGCGUGGUUUGCCACGUGUGUUGAACCAGUUCCCGAAGAGCGUCCUGGAGAAGAAGGUGCUUCCUGCACUACUGGAAGAAAUGAAAGAUCGGGAGCUAUUAUCAAUCGUUCUCCAGAACAUAUUCAAAAUUCUGACCAUGGUACCUUCGGGAAAGCGGGCAUUCUGCGACAAGGUACUUCCUCGCCUAAGAGAAGUAUUCCUGAACGGCGGCACCAGUGGAAAACCGCCGCAGGCGGAGCGGGACAGUGCGAAGGAGGCUGGUCUCAUGAUCAUCCUGGAGAACAUGAAGCUCAUGUCUGAAAACUGUACAGGCAAGGAGUUCAAAGAUGACGUGCUCCCACUCAUCGUCCUCGCCUUACAAUCACCAACCCAUUCUUUGGUGGAUGCUGCUUUAAGAACACUCCCCAUCAUCAUAUUCGUUCUAGACUUCUCCACAAUCAAGAACGAGUUCUUCCCCAUUGUAGCCAAUGUCUUUGCCAAAACCACAAGUAUGGGCAUCAAGAUUCGUGGCCUCCAAGCCUUCCGCCAUCUUUGCGGAGGCGGGAUUUCAGAAGACACAGGCGAUGGGCUGGAUGGCUUCGGUGCAAACAGACCACAACAAAGACAAAACCCAGCUGUCCUAGACAAGUAUACCAUUCAGGAGAAGGUCGUGCCGCUGCUGAAGGCAAUCAAAACGAAAGAGCCGGCUGUGAUGAUGGCAUCUCUUGAUGUUUUUACGGAGGUCGGCAAGAUCGCCGACUCUGACUUCCUUGCCAUGGAGACGCUUCCCAUCCUCUGGAACUUCAGCCUAGGUCCUCUCCUGAACCUGCAGCAAUUCCAAGCCUUCAUGGCCCUCAUCAAACAACUCUCCACCCGCGUCGAGCAGGAACAGACCCGCAAGCUCCAAGAACUCUCCACCAGCAGCACAACCACCGUCGCGCGCGCCGACGACUUCAUGUCCUUCGGCGGCAUCUCGCCCGCCAACGGAACCGGCGCCAACGGCGAGGACGCCGACUUCGAAAGCCUAGUCACCGGCCGCGCGACGACCAACAGCUUCUCCGCCGCCGGAAACGGCUUCGACGACGGCGGCGGCUGGGGCGCCCCCUCGUCGGCCACGACCUCCCCGCCCGUCUCGGCGGGCCUGCAGCCCCCCUCCUCCGCGCGUCCGAGCAACCCGCGCAGCACCUCGUCCAUGCAAUCGUCGUCGUCGGCGGCGGCGGCAUCCGCAGCACCGGCCUUCAACUGGAGCACGCCCCCACCCCAGCAGACCUCCACCCCUCCUCCCCGCUUGGGUAUGGGCGCCCCCCCUCUGCAACCGUCGUCGUCGUACCGCUCGGCCACGCCGGACCACAACAACAACAGAAGCUCGCUCGGCGGCUUCGCCGCGCUCAAGCCGCAGUCGACGGGCGGCACGACGGCCGGCUCGAUGAACGGCUGGGGCUCGUCCUCGACGCAGUCUUCCUUUUCUUUGCCACUGCAGCCGUCGCGGCCGCAACAGCAGCAACAGCAACAAGGAGGAGGCGGUCUCAUGAACAUGGGUAUUUUGAACCCUCAACAGCAGCAGCAGCAGCAGCAGCAGCAGCAGCAGCAGUCUGGCUCGAUCGAUUGGACAGCCGCGACGAGACAACAACAACAACCACAGCAGCAGCAGCAGCAGAUGGGCGCUGGACUGAAUCGGUUUGCUCAGCAGGGGACUGGUGUGGGCGCUGGCGGUGUCGGUAGUCCGUAUGCUGGGUUUGGCAUUGCGCCGCCGCCGGCGGGCGGCCUGGGGUCGUUUGGUGGUGGUGGUGGUGGUGGCGGUGGGAUGGCACAGCAGCAGCGACAGUCACAGCAACAGCAACAGCAACAAGGGCAGCAGCGAAAGGGGUUGGAUCAGUAUCAGAGUUUGAUAUAG